Molecule: messenger RNA, 1649 nt
Organism: Meloidogyne enterolobii
Lineage: Eukaryota; Metazoa; Nematoda; Chromadorea; Rhabditida; Meloidogynidae
Source: the annotation of a GenBank genome assembly
CAAGUUAACCCUAUUAUAUACAAGGAAAUCGGGACAAAAAUAAAUUUCCCGAAUCGGGAAUUUCCGAGCCAAAAAACGUCGGGAAUUCCGAUUUUGGUAAAUCUGUUUGGCGGGAUCCAUAUUUAAUAAUAAGGUGUGUUUUAUACUACGAAUCAAGAACUUAGGUUUUUUAGCGAUGAAAAUGGAAAAAAUCUGGCAUCUUUGCACCUUAAAAGUUCAAAAAAUUUUUUGCCUCCCCAAGCCCCCUUGAAAUCAGCGCCCACUGGCUACGAUUCUUCCACUAAUUUUAAGAGUCGAUUUGUUCAAUUCUAUGGUGAUAUUUAUUUAAAAAUGGAGGGUUUUAUAGCUUUACUUACUAAAAAAAAGUUAAAUUUUUCCGUCAACAGUUAUUGUCAAUACCUUUCUUUUUACAUUAUUGUUUAUUUUUAUUUUCAGUCAACCAGCGUUCUUUAUCCACCAUUAAAUUUCUUUUUUGUAAAUUCUAUCACUGCAGCAAUGAAAUCAUUGGAAACGACUGCUUGUUUGCAAGUUUCACCAGUCUUUCUUCACAGCAAAUUAGACCAAAUAUUGCGUGAUCAAUUUCGUUCAACUUUUCCAGAUUUUUUUCCAAAACGUUUAACAUCUAUAGCAGAUAAUUUGGCAGCUCCAUCUUCUAUAAUUGAUUUUGAAGCUAUUCGGAAAACAACAACAAAUUCAUCUACAAGUUGUACAAGUUUAGUUAAUAAACAAUCAAAUGUUGGUGUGACAACAGAAAAUUUGAUGGAAAACGAGAAACUCGAAAAAAAUGUUUUGAUUAAUGGAAGAGUAGUUAUGGGUGGAGGAGUAGGUGGGGGAUCAAAUGUCGUCUCUAGCAGUACCAAUGAAUCUAAAUUGUCAACAACUUCAAGCAGUACAGGGCAAAUUAAAGUAGAACCUGAAGGUGUGGGAGGAGAAGGUUUCGGAAAAAAUUUAAAAAAUGUUGGAGAGAGUGUAAGGGAAGGAGGAAGAGAAAUUGGUGGAGGGGGGACAGCAGGAGGAAAGGAAAAGGACGGAGGAAUGGGAGGAGGAGGAACAAUUUUGAGAACAACUUCAGGAACUCGUAGACCUUUAACUACAUCAACUUCAUCAAUAGAAAUAUCCACUUCCCCUUUAAAGAAAAAAUUAAAAAAAGAGGAAGAAGCUGGGGGUGGACGUUCUCCUCAACUUGAUAAAUUUAAAAAAGAAAAGAAGAAGGAAGAAAAACAACAAAAAUUAUUGAAGAAAAAUGAAGGAGGAGGAAUUAAUAAUAAUUCGAAAUUGACUUCAAAUUAUGUUGCUGGUGAAACAGCAACAACGAAAAAAUUGGGUAAAAAUUUAUGUGUUUUUAAUUUUUGACAAAAAAUAUUUAGUUUAGGGAUUUUUAGAAUAUUUGGGGACCUUUCCAAUUUGACCAUCUAUUUCUUUGGGAUUUUAUUUUUAUAUUGGUUCUGGGUCGGUUUUUUUUUAUUGAUGUAAACUUUCGAGUAUUUUUUGGGGGUUUUUGAAUAUUCAAAUAGACCUAAAAAAGAGGCAUUGACCAGAAAUUGAAUGAAUUAUAGAUUCUUAUAGACCCAGUUUGAAAUUGGGCCUGGACGUAAAAAUUUUUUUUUGGCUCUUUUACACAAUAUAGGCCUAAACUAAGUUUAUACGUC